AUGCUCCUAUGGAAGGCAGCGGCCACGAAACUGAGAGGUGUCAAAGGAAUGCGCGGGUUCAGGGACAAGAUCAAAGGCACGAAGACGAAGCUGCUACGGAGGGAUAGCAAGGAUUCGACUGAGGAGGCCUCGGCCGUGCGACCAUCCAAGACGGCUAAGGGAGGACCUGGAACUGGGACGGAGACGGGUAGCGGUGGGAGCGGUGAGGGCAGCUGGGGCAGGAAGUCGAAACGACACAGUCUCAUUGGAAGGGACCCAUCGAGAUCCGACCAGAGCUUAGUGGCUCCCAGCGACAGGACUUUUGAUACUACCACCGACCUCGACACGACCUCUAUCAGUGGGAACGGGAAUGCAAAUCCAACUGCCAGUGCAAAUGGCGAUAUCGUGAUCGAGGGCGGAACAGCGCCUAAGCGUCGAAGUGCCGGCAAGGAGUUCGAUAACCUCGAGGACGGGACUGGUCUUCAGCCACAGCUUCUGAAUACCACUGCAAAGCCACUCGAACUCUCUCCAGCACCACCACUAACCGACACGACCGGCUCCAUCGAAUCUCCAUCGACAGCUGCUCCCGACAAGGGCUCCUUCAAUUGUGAGCUUCCCGUCGUUCUUUCCCAGAAAGACAGCUUGAAGUUGAACAAGAACGGCAUCCUGGUGGGCGUUGAAAGCCGGCCUCCAUCCCAAAUCCCGCUAGCUGAAAAUGAAAACCUCCAACCACAACCACAACCACAACCACCACAAUCCAACGCUGCUGCUACCGCUGCCUCUGCUGCUUCUGUCUCUGCUCUAAUUCAACCAUCCGAAGGGACUCCGUCAAAAGCGUCAACCACUGGACAGUCUUCGACACUUUCCUUACCGUCAGAUAAAACCGUGAUCCUAGAAUCUACUACACCUGCUGUUCCUUCUACUUCUACUCCUUCGACAAAUAUUGCUGCUACGACCACUACUGCUGCUAUUACUACCACAUCUGUUCCUGCUCCCACUACUACUAUCAGUCGUACGCCUUCCAGGAAACUUAGCGACCGGUCGUCUGACUUGAGCAUCAACACAACUAACCUCCCACCACCUUUUACUCGUCCUUACCGUUUAUCUCAGUUCCCUACUGAUUCCUCUGGACUUCGUGCUGACACCGAUUCGAGUGCAUUAAGUCAAUUGCAGCGGUCUAGCAGUCGGGCAUCUCUUGGUAUCCACGAACCGAUCGCACCGGAGACGGUCGAGCCUCCUUUCCGAGACAAACGGGAAUCCUCAUUCUCGCAUGGUCCAGAAACUUUAGUGUAUACCGGCCCGCUUCUUCAUAAUCCUCCAGAGCCCGCGUCAGUGGUCCCUGUUGCUGCAGAGGUAGCACAGACCCUGCACACUGUCUCAGAAACAGGAACAUUCCAGCCUACCGAACUAGCUCGAAAUGAGUCCGUGGUCUCGAGAAACGAAUCUGUGAAAUCCAGAAUUCUUUCAUCUUCAGGAUCGCGACGGAAACAUCCUCUUUCAUUUUCUCGGAGACAGUCGUUGAUACACCCUUCCGACACGGGACUCUUACGGUACCUGCUUGAGCAGGAAUCGGCCUCUCCUACUACGUACGGAAGGGAAGGUGGCUCAAAUAUUCAGUCGGUCGCGGGUCUCAUGCCUCAUAGCGAGAAUCAGCUACGGACCCGUAAGGUAUGGGUCAAACGGCCUGGUGGGUCACCAACCCAGGUCAUCGUUACCGAGGAUGAUUUUGUAGAUACGGUCCGAGAUCUAUGCCUACGGAAAUACACCAAUGCCUUGGGAAGACAUUAUGAUUCUCCAGAUCUAAUGAUCAGGAUAUCACCGCCCCUAAAACCACAAUCAGCCAGGGCGAGGCAGAUGGGUAAUAUGCAGACUCAUACGGACCGACUAUUAAACCCUGACGAGGUCCUUUGUCAGCUUUUAGACGACUAUUAUCCCAACGGACAGACCUCAGAAGACGCCUUGAUCGUGGAAGUACCCCAACAACAGAGGUCACGGACGCCACGGCCGUCACCGGGCCCCCACUCAAUGUCUUACGCGUAUGGGCAGACCGUUCACGAUCUUCAACUCCCCGGAGAAGAUUAUUUCACACCUGUUGGUACUAUCGUUCCUUCGAUACCACACUCUCAGAGCGGAACGGUAAGAUCGACACAUAAUUUACCAGCCAACCCAAGUUCGCUUUCAAAUUAUAUCGCCAACUCACCACCUCCUUCAUCGCCUGGGCAUCGAAGUCUUAAGAGGCCUGGGCCUGUGCGGAUGACGACUGGAUCUCCGGUCGGGAGUACGACUAGUUCGGCUCCAGGGGGUGGAGGUGGUGGGGUAAUGCUGAUUCCUAGAGCGGGAGGCGUCGUACCCGAUAGGAUCAGGGCUACUAAUGUGGAGGCUCCAACGUCGCCGUCCGUCCCGCCUCAGAUGGUGGCCUUACCGUCAUCCCCAGGAAUCAUCAAGCCCAUACCACAGAAACCAGCAAGUCCUGGAGUGUUACCUGCUGUAACUUCGCCGCCCGCGAUCACCAGGCCGCCUCCGAAAUCCAAAGAGAUUACCGCAUCAAUUGGUACUCUUGAUGGACAGGUCCCCUCAAUUAAUGUACUGAUUGUUGAGGAUAACAUUAUCAAUUUAAGGCUUUUAGAAGCUUUCAUGAAGAGGUUAAAAGUUCGGUGGGCUACAGCUAUGAAUGGUCGAGAAGCAGUUACGAAGUGGAGAACCGGCGGAUUUCAGCUUGUUCUAAUGGAUAUCCAGUUGCCAAUCAUGAAUGGGCUAGAUGCAACUAAAGAAAUAAGAAGAUUAGAACGGCUGAAUGGUAUCGGUUCAUUUUCGUCUAGCCCUUCGGGUCCCGAAGAUGAAUUGUCAAGUGCAGACAAACUCGACAAAUCGCUGGUGUUUAAAGGUUCUGUCAUCAUUGUGGCUUUGACGGCGUCAUCCUUACGAAGUGAUAGGGAUGAAGCACUUGCCGUUGGUUGCAAUGAUUUCUUGACCAAGCCCGUGAACUUCACUUUCCUUGAGCGCAAAGUCAUGGAAUGGGGCUGUAUGCAAGCUCUAAUCGACUUUGAAGGCUGGCGAAAAUGGAAAGAUCUUGCUAGUAAACCCGGUGCCUCCGGCGGUAAAACCUCUAAGGGAGGCAGGGGCAAAGCGAGCGCCAGCACAUCAGCGGCAGCAAAGAAGGGAAAAGAAUCCUCAAUUUCCGUACUGGAUAACGCUUCUUCCUCUUCGUCUACCCCACAACCUACACAAUCGGUUCCCAUCGCGGGGCAAUCUUAG
Messenger RNA from Orbilia oligospora ATCC 24927, 3234 nucleotides. RefSeq lists its product as uncharacterized. Gene Ontology annotation, cellular component: Mcs4 RR-MAPKKK complex. Gene Ontology annotation, biological process: osmosensory signaling via phosphorelay pathway. The coding region runs from base 1 to 3234 and encodes 1077 amino acids. Lineage: Eukaryota; Fungi; Ascomycota; Orbiliomycetes; Orbiliales; Orbiliaceae. Gene Ontology annotation, molecular function: protein kinase activator activity; phosphorelay response regulator activity. The transcript is spliced from 2 exons. The record is from RefSeq and is a predicted model, not a curated record.